CAGACCGGAGCAGAGACGGACGUUGAGUGGCGUGUGUGCGCGUCUAUCACCGCUGAAAACUUCCAGAACUGUGGAGUAAUAAUCUUAUUCGUACCUUUUUAAUAACUCAUGGUAUUUGUUUUGGUCGUUAAGGCAAAUGAAAGGAGAAGAAGUCUCUCCAUCAGCUGUUUCCCUCACCUUCUCACUUACCUACUCUGCGCGUCCGGGCUUCCAGCCAGCAGGAGAUGAAAAGCUGCCAAUGAGUGAGCUCUGUGCUAAGUAGCGGCCAUGGCUGCCCAUCGCAUCAUCAGAGUGACCAACAACAAUCAUGUCCUGCCUCGCUGCAAGUCCGAGGGGACGCUCAUCGACAUUAGCGAAGGGGUCACUGGGGCCAGUCUCAAUGACGUUAAAGUGCCUUCUCCCAGUGCCUUAAGGCUGGACACUUCCUCCUCCUAUGGAGCUGCGCAGGAAGUGGUCGCCAUAAAGGAUUAUUGCCCCAGCAGCUUCACUACACUGAAGUUCUCCAAAGGUGAUCGCCUCUAUGUGUUGGACACGUCAGGAGGGGAGUGGUGGUACGCACACAACAACACGGAGAUGGGCUACAUCCCUGCUGCCUACGUGCAGCCGCUCAACUUCAGGAACUCUUCGCUCAGCGACAGCGGGAUGAUUGACAGUCUUGGGGAAGGGUACGAGGACGGGUCAAAGGAGUUUGGAGGCCUAGGGGAGUGGACAGGGGGUUCCCUUAAGCCCUCCCCAAUUUACAACAACACUCCCUUUGCUGUGAACCCCUUUAUUAAAGAUCAAAACUGCAAAGAUUCUGGUGUUAGGAACUCAACGGAUCUUAUUCUGUUUGAUGCACUGGCAUCUCCGUCAUCUUGCUCAAACUAUACCUCUAGUACAGUCAUGACCAAUGGGUUCAGCAGCUGCCACAUUAACAGUACAACCCCCACAAGCCCAAAUCAAGAGGUCUUACCUAACCUCCACAGGGAUAAUCCGUUUUUCAGGAGCAAACGUUCCCACAGUCUCUCAGAACUGUCCGUCCUGCAGGCACAGUCCAAUCCAACCUUACCUUCUUCGGGAUUUUUCACAGGCCUUAAGGCUCCUUCCCCGGAGCAGUUUCAGAGUCGGGAGGACUUCAGGACUGCUUGGUUGAACCACAGAAAGCUAGCCAGGUCGUGCCAUGACCUUGACUCUCUGGGUCAGAGUCCAGGGUGGGGCCAGACGCAGCCGGUGGAGACCAACAUUGUGUGCAUGUUGGACUCUAACGGAGGCGUUGUUCAGCUCCCGGACACCCAAAUCAGCAUUCACAUCCCUGAAGGCCACGUCAGCAAUGGAGAACACCAGCAGAUCUCCAUGAAAGCCUUGCUAGACCCUCCUCUGGAGCUCAACACAGAUCACUGCUCCUCAGUGAGCCCUGUGGUGGAGAUCAAGUUGAGCAACAUGGAGACAAAGUCCUUCCUCACGUUGGAGAUGAAGGUAUCGGUUACAGUCAAGAAGGAGAGUUGUCACACUGCGGAUGUGCUUUGCGUUCGCAGUGACUGCAAAGAAGGGCCUUACACGCCCAUCCCUAAUGCUUACCUUUACAAGGAUACAGUCCAGGUGCAGCUGGAUAGUCUGGAGCCGUGCAUGUAUGUGGCUGUGGUUGUUCAGUCCCAAUACAUCAGCCACAACACAACUGUUUGGGAUUAUGUGCAAAGGAAAGUCACUUUGGGCGUCUACGGACCCAAGCACAUUCACCCGUCGUUCAAGACAGUCGUGGCCAUGUUUGGGCAUGACUGCGCCCCUAAUACCUUGCUGGUAAACGAGGUGGGUCACCUGGUGAAUUCUAGUCCGCCAGUGGCCCUCCAGCUUUGGGGGAAGCAUCAGUUCGUGCUGGGGUACCCUCAGGACCUCCUGUUGGGGCUGUACUCCAACAUGUCUAACUACGAGGUGAAGUCCUGCGAGGGGACGGGGGUGAUUCGGGGGUUUCAAGUUAAACUGGGGAAAGUGAGCAGGCUCCUUUACAUGAUCACAUCGCAUAACCCAAACAGCAUUUCAGAUUUUACACUCAGGGUCCAAGUUAAGGACGCACUUGACUGCAUCCUCACGCAGUUCUGCGUCCAAACACCACCACCGCCACCCAAAACCGGAGCAAGGAUAUCAGGCCAGAGGAGGUUUCUAAAAAAGAGAGAGGUGGAUAAGAUCGUCUUGUCACCGCUGGCCGCCACUUCCAAAUACCCAAAGUUUCAGGACCGGUGUAUCACCAACCUGAAAUUUGGCAAGUUGAUCAAAACGGUAAUCAGGCAGAACAAGAGCACAUAUCUGUUGGAGUACAAAAAGGGGGAUGUUAUUGCCUUGCUCAGCGAGGAGAAAAUCAAACUGCGAGGUCAGCUGCGGACUAAAGAGUGGUACAUUGGAUACUAUCAGGGGAAGAUGGGACUGGUCCAUGCCAAGAACGUUUUAGUUCUGGGUAAAGUCAAGCCUAUUUAUUGGAUCGGGCCGGAUCUAACCACCACAGUGCUGCUGGAGCAGAUCCUGAAGCCUUGCAAGUUUCUUACCUACAUCUACGCAACAGUGAGGACGGUUUUAAUGGAGAACGUGGGCAGCUGGAGGGCGUUUGCAGAUGCACUAGGAUACGGGAAUUUGCCGCUGAAUUAUUUCUGCAGAACAGAGCUGGACAACGAGCCGGAGAAAGUGGCGUCGGUUCUGGAGAAACUCAAAGAGGAGUGUACGAACAUGGAGAACAAGGAGAGGAAGUCCUUCCAGAGAGAGCUAAUGAUGGCGCUACUGAAGAUGGACUGUCAGGGUCUGGUGGCGAAACUCGUUCUGGACUUCGUGCUUCUGACCACGGCGGUGGAGGUGGCGUCCCGAUGGAGGGAACUCGCAGAGAAGCUGGCUCGAGUUUCCCGACAGCAGAUGGACGCGUACGAGGCUCCGCACCGGGACAAGAACGGACUCCUGGACAACGAGUCCAUGUGGAAGCCGGCCUACGACUUCCUCCUGACGUGGGCCGCCCACGUUGGGGACAGCUACCGGGACGUGAUCCAGGAGCUGCACCUGGGCCUGGACCGGAUGAGGAACCCCAUCACUAAGAGGUGGAAGCACCUGACGGGGACGCUGAUCCUCGUCAACUGCCUGGACUCGCUGCGGGGCGCCGCCUUCUGCCCCACCGGGUACGGGGACUUCGCCGUGUGAACAUCCACCUGCAGAACUUAAAAAAACUCUGUCCACUUCGAGAGUUACUGGAGAUCAGCGUUCUGGUCUUCUUUUUUGGAGUUAUGGAAGACAUCACACCGUUGAAAGACAUAAUGGUAUUGAAAAAGUCAAAGUGAAAGUGUUUCUGAUGCCUCUUGUUACAUCAAUCCUUCUUUCUUUUUACUCUUCUUCAUCUUUUAUCACCUCACUGUUUCUUUACCGCUUUCUGUAUAUAUUUUUCAAGAUUUCCAGUUUAUUACAGUUUGUUUUUUCUGUAUUCAAACCUUCUUCAGGACAACAUCAGAGACCUCAAUCACUGCAAUACUUAACCUCACAUACUGUGACCUUUGGCCAUCUUUAAACACUUUGAUCCCCACACUGAACAUCUGUUUGCAAGCCGAAUGAAUCAAACAUUUGUCCUUUCCUUGGCACUCAUUGCAAUGCAUCAGAUGUUAUUAAACAAAACAGAAUUAGGAAUUGUUUUAAACAUGAGAACAAAAAGAACAUUGCUCAGUAAAAAGCCAAAACCUGUUAGCACAUUGCUAACUCUACAGCGUUGAUUUUACAUUAUAUCUUAUGCAAGAUAUACUUUAUUUUUGUAGAAGAAGAAUACAGAGGAUGUGUUAUCCACAGUGUUAAUGUUUAGUUUUGUUUUCACAUCACGUUUCAUCUGGUCCAAAUAAUAAAUCUAGUAUGUUCUUUCCAAUUGAAAACUAAAUGAAGCAUGCAAACCUGAAUGUUGAGCCAUGUCAAUAAUUCAUGUUUUGAGCAUCAAUUGUUGCAUUUAUUCUAAGUGCAUCCAAUGAUUUCCAGAAUUAAAACUGUUGCACACACAAAUUCUUCUUUUUUAUGAAAGAUGAUAAAGAUAGACCGUAAAUGCAUUUCAUGAUAAUAAUAGAAUCAGAAAUUCCUGCCAAAGGUGGAUUUAUGUCACCUUUUUCAUGCAAAAUCGGUAUUUUCUAAACGUUCUGACUCUAAAGUGCAUCUAAAAAGUGCAGCAUGAAUAAAAUUGUUAUCUUUUAAUGGAGAUUUAAUUUGAAUGAAUUGUUUCUAGUUUUAAAGUGUGUAUUAAAAGAAGCCUAACUUUUGUUUUUGAGCAUUUCGCUUUGAUUUCAGCAAGUAUUAUUCCAGUGUCUUUGAUGCUUUUGAUGUUCAUUUCUACAUCUGUUUUCAUUUCUCAUUCAGUAUUUGUUGUUCUCGUUUCGUCGAAAUGUGUUCUGCAGUGUUGCUUACUCUUUGGAUUAUGAACAGAGAAAUGUUGCGAGGAGUUUAUAUAUUUGUACUGAAGGCCAUCUCAGAUCUGUUUCUGUUCAGAAAGUUUCAAUAAAACUGGAAAAAAAAUCAAA
Molecule: messenger RNA, 4499 nt
Organism: Eleginops maclovinus (Patagonian blennie)
Lineage: Eukaryota; Metazoa; Chordata; Actinopteri; Perciformes; Eleginopidae
Gene: sh3bp4a
Product: SH3-domain binding protein 4a
Exons: 5
Coding region: 268-3153 (961 amino acids)
Cellular component (GO): cytoplasm
Molecular function (GO): protein binding
Source: RefSeq, a predicted model, not a curated record